Gregarina niphandrodes is the source of this 588-nucleotide messenger RNA. RefSeq names its product putative speckle-type POZ (SPOP) family, MATH domain protein. Bases 1 to 588 code for a protein of 195 amino acids. Lineage: Eukaryota; Apicomplexa; Conoidasida; Eugregarinorida; Gregarinidae. Gene Ontology annotation, molecular function: protein binding. The transcript has a single exon. The record is from RefSeq and is a predicted model, not a curated record.
AUGCACAUAACGUGUGAGACGAAUAUGGAAUAUGACACGGUUGUGUUCAAUUGGCGCGUGAAGAACUUCCGGCGUUUGCGAGAGAUUGCGACGGAGAACGACUUGCCGCCGGAGGGCGACGUAAUAACGAGUCCGGUAUACGUUGACGGGCUAGGUGGUUGCUGGUGGAUGCGGAUGUACCCGUAUGAGAAGCGAGAGAACCAUUCUGGGAAGGUCAGUUUGUUUCUGCAUACUGACCGGGCAACCUACAGUGACGUAUACUUCUCCUUCCAGUUCACCGCUCUGAACAUGGAAGGCAACCCCAUUGAGGGCACUGUAGGCGGUGUGGAGUUACACAAGUUCGAUAAGAGCGACAGAGUUAGGAACUUUGGAUUUUUCGAUUUCAUCGACUCCGAAGAUCUACUCACCCAAUGCCUAGACGAAGACGGGGGCCUCUGGCUCUACUGCGAAGUUCACGUCUACUCUCAUGUUGUCACCGAACUGGACACUGUCGAGGAAGAACCCACCGUCAAGCCCAGGUCCGACAACGAAAUCUAUCGGCAAAGACUGUGCUACUUUGGUACGAAAGCCUCACCCGACCACGGGUGA